Molecule: messenger RNA, 1557 nt
Organism: Phaeoacremonium minimum UCRPA7
Lineage: Eukaryota; Fungi; Ascomycota; Sordariomycetes; Togniniales; Togniniaceae
Product: putative mfs peptide protein
Exons: 2
Coding region: 1-1557 (518 amino acids)
Biological process (GO): transmembrane transport
Cellular component (GO): membrane
Molecular function (GO): dipeptide transmembrane transporter activity
Source: RefSeq, a predicted model, not a curated record
AUGGCUGAACGUGCUUCUUAUUAUGGCGUAAGAGCUGCUUUCAACAAUUAUAUGCAAUUCCCACUCCCUGCAGGUGGACCCGGAACUGGCGCCAUCGAUCCCAGCAAGCCGAACUCUCACGCUGGCGCACUCAACCUCGGCCUCCAAACGGCCUCUGCGUUAGGUCUAUUAUUCACCUUUCUAGCUUAUGUCAUUCCUAUUUUUGGUGCAUGGAUUGCAGACGUCAAAAUUGGUUGUUAUCAAGCAAUUGUAUGGGGCGUUCUAGUUGGCGCCGUCGCACAUGUCAUCAUGAUCGGUGGCGCUGCACCAGCUCUCCUGCAAGCCGGAAAAGGUGUUGCACCAUUCUUCGUCAGCUUCUUUAUAUUGGCGAUAGGAGCUGGAAUAUUUAAGCCGAACGUUGCGCCAACCGUUAUCGACCAAUACAAGUAUCAACGCGCAUACACUAAAGUACUCAUAUCAGGAGAAAAGGUCCUUGUUGAUCCUGAGACUACCGUCAACCAUAUCAUGCUAAUCUUCUACGCCUUCAUCAAUGCCGGUGCAUUCUUCUCAAUUGCUGUUGUUUACAUUGAAAAAUACCGCAGUUUCUGGCUCGCCUUUCUAGUACCUGGCAUCGUUUACUUCUUAUUACCAGUGCUACUUGCAGCCACGUACAAGCGCACAAUCAGAACGCCACCUCGGGGUUCGGACUUGACUCGUUUCAUCAAGAUCACCAUUUCAGCACUCAAGACAAGCAAGGGAAACAUUUUCGCGAAAGACUUUUGGCAGGACGUGAGACCUCUUGUACUCACCGAGCGAGACGUACGUGUCAGUUAUUCGGAGAAGGAUGUCGACGACGCGCGACGUACAUGGCAAGCCGUUCAAAUCUUCCUAUACGUUCCGAUCUGGAACUUGAACGACGGCGGCGUGGGAAAUGCGUUAAGCGAUCAAGGGGCCGCCAUGACCUCGAAUGGAGCGCCGAACGAUCUCCUAGGCCACUUCAACCCUUUGGUCAUCAUUGUGUUCUCUCCGCUCAUGGCACAAGUCGUGUACCCCUUUCUUCGACAUGAAAAGAUCAAGUUCGGACGUAUUAGUCGGAUGACAUUCGGGUUCAUUCUUGCCACCACCUCAUCUGUCAUCGGCGCAAUAGUGCAGUACCGUGUAUAUGAAACUAGUCCAUGCGGCUACAAUGCCAGCUAUUGCGAUGAUGUGUCGCCUAUCUCCAUUUGGUGGCAAGUCCCGACUGUUGCGUUGGGUGCAAUCUCCGAAAUUUUUGUUAAUGUGACGGCCUAUGAGCUUGCCUACGCUCGAGCUCCGGAACAUAUGAGAUCCACAGUUGUUGCGCUUUUCCUAUUCAUGACGGCCUUGAGCAGCGCAUUGGGUGAGAUAUUGAUUCCUGCCAUUAAUGACCCUACCCUUGUGUGGGCAUGGGCCGCCCCUAGUAUUGCACUCUUUGUCCAGACCGUCAUCUUCUGGUGGAGACAUCGCAAUGUCAACGAUGAUGUCUUUAUGAUCUAUUCAGAAAAUUUCCAGCAGCUGGAACCUGUUGAAGACAAACAGGUCGAAAACCAAGCGGCUUAG